CUUGUGGCCCCUGACACAUUGGCUUUUGUUAACACUUCACAUUGAAAUUGACCCUGGCUGUAGUCUAAGGGAGGGGGAGAAGGAGGAGGGAGCCGUGGGGGGUGGUGGGGUCCCCCGACGCAGAAACAAAAAAGCGAAUCGACGACUGACAAUUUCCUGAUGGGAGGUGCUGCUUAUCACUCCCCAAAAUCUCCCGUGCUCAGAGGAGAGGACACUCCGGAGCUACACGCACACAAUGGACUAAAACUCACGGAGAGAGAGAUCAAUAUCAUCAGCUGUGAAACCCCGCAUUACAAUUAAGUGACUUCCUUUGAGGCCCAUUUUAGUCUCUGGACGCUCAGCUCUCAUCAGAUCUCCAGUUAUGAUUCCGAGGAACGAGGUCGUGCUGUCUGUUUUGGGAGAGCUCCAGGAGGCCACGGAGAGCUCUGGCCUGGAUGCUCUGACCAGAGUGGCCCUGGAGGUGGACCAGGUCCUCGCUCCCUUCCAGCUUCCCAGUACCCCCUGUCAAGAGUUCCCUGAGUGGGCAGGCGUGGACGACAUAGCUCACGGCCUGUACCCGGCUGAUGCACCCAGGGGCCUCCUGCCGGUAAACUGCAAGGGAGAAGGCAACUUGCUGUUUGAUGCAGUCAGCAUGUUGUUAGUGGGGAGCACAGGUCUUAGCUUGGAGCUACAGGUGCGGACCGUAGUGGAAAUGGUGCUGUGGAAGCGAUACUACCUGUCUGGGAUGAUUGAUUCUAAAAUGAUGCUCCAGGCAGUUCGCUUCAGUCUUUGUGCUGAAGAGUCCGAGGACAUGCUCAAUCUGCCUGUCACAGUCUUGGAGGCUAUCUUUGAUGCAGAUGUCAAAGCUUCCUGCUUCCCUGGCUCCUACGCCAACAUGUGGCACGUCUACGCCCUAUCAUCUGUCCUUCAGUUUGACAUCUACUCCAUCUACCCCAUGUUCAACCUCAAGAUCCGACCCUACUUCAACCGAGUCAUACGUCCAAGGACCUGGCCCAAAGACUCAGAGCCACAAACCCUCCACAUCAUGUGGUCCGGCGAGUUGCAGUCUGACGGCUUGUUCAGGCCAAAUAAUUUUGUCGCACUAGCCCAGACCACCGACCUCACGUUUGGAUGUCCUGACAGUGAGCAGAGGGCAUCGCCCAUCAAGAGUGAGGAGCUGCUGAACCAGGAAUCGCAGCUUUCUUACCCGAGUCUGAAGGACAAGUACAACAUCACCAAGAGGACCUUCUACCGCUGGAAGAGGCAGACACAGGAGCACUGCAAAAAGUCCGCAGCUAGGUAUGAGGCCAAGUAUUUCCUUCAAGCUUGUUACUUGGAGGGAAAGCUCAUCCCUCUGCACCAGUUCAAGGAGUUUUUCCCUGAGAUCUCAAGGUCAUCUUACUAUAACUGGAAGCAUGAGCUUCUGAAGUCUGGAGGAAACUUCUCCACCUCAUCUUCAACUGGAGAGAUCAGUCCUGGAGAAAGUACAGAGCAGGAGGCCUGGUCUUCACCUGAAGCAAAGCAGGAUGAGCCGGACCACCAUGACAGCGUGGCCAGUAUGUUUGGCCUCAGCCUCGGCAAGUUGGAUCUAGAGCGGGCCCAGAAUGUAACGCAUAUGCAGGAAGCUAAACGUUGUCUGCAGAAUUGCAUCGCCGUGAAUGCCUCCCUCCCCUUCAGGGUCUUCAAAAGAAAUUUCCCUGGGAUCUCCAGGUCAACCUACUACAACUGGAGGAGAGAAGCCAUGCUGUUCAGUAGAGGUUACAAAGGCAGUGUUGGCAGCAGCGAGGACAGCUCAGAUGCUGACAAGAGCCAAAGUCCAAAAAGUCUGUCACCAGUCCUGUCUAACAUCCACCAGGCUGCCAUGCCCAGAAUGAGGAUCUGCCGGCGAAAACACAGAAGUUUUAGGCUGGCGUACAUGAGUAAAAAACAGCUCAGAGAUGCUGCAAAGCUGCACGUCCAGAAAUCAAAGUGGUCCCUGACGAAGUUCAAGCUCAAGUUCCCGUCCAUGUCCCCUUGUUUCUACUGGCUGUGGCGCAGCAGGCAGAACCGCAAGAAGAAAAUGGUCGUCCAGAGUGCCGACGUCCUCCCUGAGAUUCCGCAGAGCACCACGACAGAAAACAAGAUUACGGAGAGGAGGGUGGAGAGUCAGUCUAUGCUCCCAUUUGUCGAGAGCCCUAGAUAUCUAGAAAGUUCCCCCGUGCCCUCUUUUGAUGCCCCACAUUCAAAGCACAUCCUUCUCGGCAAGGCACCAAUAGAUGAGCAGAUGUUUGCAAUGGAUGUUGUGGCUCUGGCCAACUUCAAGGCCAAGGCCAAGCUUUUCCUUCAGCAACGCUUUGAGGAAAAAUCCUUCCCUACGUUUAAAGAAUUCCGGUCUUACUUCCCCUUCACUCCACGCUCGACCUACUACAUGUGGAAGCGAGCUUUGCAUCAUGGGGUGUCACUGGUUCAUGGAUAAAUGCCCAAAGCUUUUAUCCUGUAAAAAUGGGCUUUUGAAAGCAAAAUCUUAGCUCUGAUGAGGAACCUAAAACCUUCACAUCCACCUUUUUACCUCAGCAUUUUGUUGUAAACACACUAGCUACACACUCUUCCCUUUAUUUUUUCAUGUUCUACAGGACUGUUGAGUACACUGGCUUAGCAUCUAAAUGCAUUGUGUCUUUCCUCUGCCCCACCACCACAGCUCAUUCCUUCCUCCUGGACAUUUGCACGUGUUUGAAAAGAAACUGAGUUGUGGGUCUGUUUAAACCCUGCAUGUUGCCCUCCAGGCAAAAAGCAGUUCAAAGCUGUUGUUUAGUGGCAUUUUGUUUGAGGCUGUUUCUUCUCCAGUGUCUUUUAAUCCCUGCUAGGCAUUGUACUUGGGUGCCUUUAUUUUUUCAAUUCUCAUUGUAAUAUGAUUGUUUAUGCUUGAAUGUAUGCUUUUUUGUUGAUGCAUGUAACAUCGAUCUGGAUUCUUGGCGGUUUAAUGUUUUUUGAUUCUUUGCAUGUAAAGAGCAGCCAGUAUUUCAGACAUCAGAGAUGACUUCUUGUUCAGACAUCCUCUGUCCUCAAUUCAUCUUUCUCCUUUUUAUUAUUGAAUGUAAAGCUCAGGGUUUCACUUGGUGCACUGAAGGUUUCGGUGGCUGCAUCAAGGUUCUGGCAUUUGAAAAUGCCUCCUUUUUCUGGUAAUCAUCACUAUAAACUGUGAGUUUUGUCACACUAUAUUUGCACUAAAAUGGUUCCCAUUACGCCGUUGAAUGUAUUUUCUUAACCAUUAUGCACACUCUGGUUAAGUUCCUACAACUCUAUUUUUGAAAAAUAACUUGAAAAUUGAAUAUAAAUGAAGAUAUUUUAUUUUUUGUACACUCCUUCAUUUCAAAACUACCUAUUUCCCUGAAAUACUGGGGGAAAUUUGCAUUUAUAAGCUACUUUUGUUUACUAUUUAGUUGUAUAUGAAGUUCCAUUCCAAUUUGUCUCCACAUAGACAGACGUGUUUUGCAGAACUGCCAAUAAAAACUGCCAUAAUAGAUUUCAGUUUACAUUUACUUUAUGUAUUUAUUUUCUUAUUCAUCACAUGUCUGUAAUUGGUACUGUUGAUACUGACAGCCUGCAUUAUGUUCAGUCAGCAAGUGAGGCAGUCUGUACUGGCUGUAUAUCAAUAAAUCAAUCGAUCAGCAUCAA
Seriola aureovittata is the source of this 3633-nucleotide messenger RNA. RefSeq names its product vertebrae development associated (gene vrtn). Gene Ontology annotation, cellular component: chromatin. Lineage: Eukaryota; Metazoa; Chordata; Actinopteri; Carangiformes; Carangidae. The record is from RefSeq and is a predicted model, not a curated record. The transcript is spliced from 3 exons. Gene Ontology annotation, biological process: regulation of transcription by RNA polymerase II. Bases 362 to 2434 code for a protein of 690 amino acids.